AUGGCUCCACCAGCAUUACGUCCGGAGAAUGCUCUUAAAAGGGCUGAUGAUUUAAUCUCAGUUGGUCAGCGCUCAGCCGCUUUGCAAUCAUUGUAUGAGUAUUUGACGGCAAGAAGAAUCAGAUGGGCACAGCCAUCUGCUGUUGAACCCAUUGUUUUUAGAUUUCUCGAACUGGGAGUGGAAUUAAGGAAGGGUAGACUUAUAAAGGAUGCCUUGCAUCAAUACAAGAAAUUAGUUCAAGGUACCCCAGAGGGUUUAGUUUCUGUCGGGGCAGUUGCCCGUAAAUAUAUUGACUGUGUUGAAGAGAAAAUAGCUUCCGAACAAGCCAAAGCUGAGGAGCUGCAAAAGCAGGACGAGGACGAUGAUUUGGAUGGGGGUGUUACUCCUGAUAAUUUAUUGAUCUCUGUAUAUGAGAAGGAUCAAUCUGUCGGUGGUUUUAAUGACGAAGCCGUCACCACCUGGAUGAAAUUCACAUGGGAGUCCUAUCGUGCCGUUUUGGAUUUGGUUAGAAAUAAUUCCCACCUGGAAAUUACCUAUUCCGGUGUUGUUAGUAGAUCGAUGCAAUUCUGUUUGAAAUAUAAACGUAAAAAUGAAUUUAAGAGACUUGCGGAAAUGCUGCGUCAACAUUUGGAUGCCGCAAACUACCAGCAAAGUAAAAGUGGUAAUAACAUUGUCGACUUGAGUGAUGAUUCCACACUGCAACGUUAUUUAGAGCAACGUUUCCAUCUGGUUAACGUUUGUGUGAAAUUGGAGUUGUGGCACGAAGCUUUCAAAUCAAUUGAAGAUGUCUAUCACUUAUCCAAAAUGUCCAAAAAUCCUCCAAAGCCAUCAACUCUGGCUAACUACUAUGAUAACCUAGCCAAGGUUUUCUUCGUUUCCAACAACCAAGCUUUGCAUACUGCGGCCUGGGAGAAGUUUUACAGGCUGUACACCACCAACAAAAAUGCAACUGAGGAAAGUUUACAACAUUAUGCAUCUUUGAUUAUGUUGUCAGCUUUAGCAAUUCAGCCCGACUAUUUGCCUACGGUCGGAUAUGAUCCUCACGCUCGUUUGAACCGUUUCUUGGGGUAUGAACGCAAACCAACAAGAGAUGAAACAAUCGAAAGUGCUCUAAAAGAAGACGUUUUUCCUAAGGUUGAUAAAGAUAUCAAAAAGCUUUAUGAGAUCCUUGAAUCCAAGUAUAAUUCAGAAACCCUCAAAGAUGAGCUUAAAAUACUGUUACCUCGUCUAGAAUCAAAAUCUUACUUUUCACAAUAUGCUACUCAAUUAAGAGAUAUGAUUGUCAGAAAAACUUUCGUCAGUGCUUCUCAAAAUAAUUCCGUUAUUAAGACCGAUGAAUUGUAUGCAUUGGCAUCCUUACCGGCCCCAUUAGAUAUGUCUUAUUGGGACAUGGAGAAGGCAUUAUUACAGGCUGCAGUUGACGAUAAUGUUUCUUUUAUUAUUGAUCAUGAGUCUAACACUGUUAACUUUGUUAAGGACCCAUUUGAGGUCUUUACUUCCAUUGAAAUCUCGGUGGAUGGAGAGGAAAUUGAAAAUGAGGAAGUUGACGGAGAAUCAGAUCAAGAAGAAGAAAUUGAAGCUGGUUCUAAAGAAGAAGAAACUCUUGAGUCAGAAGAACCAGAGGCUGAACCUGUGACUACUCGUAACAAUUACAUUCGUAAUAAAUUGGCCGAGCUAUCGAAGGAACUCAAUGAGAAUGGUGAUUUCCAACAAGCAUCUUAUCUGGAAAAGAUCAAGCUUGCUCGUGAAAGUCUGAUCUUCAAAACACAGGCAAUUAUUGAAAAUACUAGGAGAAUCGCUGAAGAGCGCGCUAAAAAGUCACAAGAGCAAAGACAGAAGUACAUGGCUAACGCUGCUGCUAAUGCCGAGCAAGAUUCUGAGUCUAGACAAAAACGUAUCAUGGAGGAAAGAGCUGCUAUUGAGGCUAGAAUGGAGGAAGAAGCUCAACGCCGUCUAGUUGAGAAGAAAAAGCGUGAAUUGAACGCCUUGAAAGAGGCCGAGGUGAGAAAAUUCAUUGAGGAGGUUAAUGCCAAAGGUCAAAUUUAUAUUGAUCCAACAGAGGCCAAGACUUUGGAAAUUAAAGACGUUAGAAAACUGAUUGUUGGUCAAUUGUCAAAAGAUCAACUAGAGUUAAAUGAUCGCAUGGAUUUCGCCUUAAAGAAAUUAGAUCAUACAGAAAGAGCAUUAAGAAAAGUUGAAUUACCUUUGUUGAAAAAGGAAGCAGAUGCCUUAAAGGACGCCGACAUGAAGGAAUUUGAAAAGACAAAAGCCAAGAUUAUAAAUACUGCUAAAGAAGACCACGAUGCUAGAUUGGCUGAUCACGAGCGUUUAUCUAGAGCAUUCAAUGACUAUAAAAAACUAAAGGAUCAAAUAAUUGCAAAAACUGAGGAAGAAGUCUCCAAAUUACGUGCCGAAAAGCAAGCCGAGUUUGAAGCAGCUAAAAAGGCAAGAAUCGAAAGGGUUCGUCAAGAACGUUAUGAGGAAUUAGUUGCUCAACGUAAGGAAGAGUUGGAAGCUAAGGAAAGGGAAGAACGCGAAAUUAAACAGGCUGAAAUCCAAAGAAAACAAGAUGAAAAUGCUCGUAAACAAAGAGAAAUGGAAACGGCGGCAGCUGAGAAACAGGCUGAAUUAAACAGAAAGCAAGAUGCCGUUGCCAUGAGGCAAAGAGAGAUCGAAGAAGCUGCAGCUAAAAAGCAAGGAAAAUCUUCUGAACCUUCCAGAUCUUUCAUCAAGCCAUUUGGUAACCAAAAAUCUCGAGACGAGUUGGACGCUAUUGCUCGUAGACAAAGAGAGAUGGAGGAAGCUGCAGCUAACAAGCAAGACAGAUCUUCUGGAACAUCAAUGUCGUCUGGUAGACCAUUUGGUAACCAAAAAUCUCGAGACGAGUUGGACGCUAUUGCUCGCAGACAAAGAGAAAUAGAGGAAGCUGCAGAAAAGAAACAAGCGGGUAGAACAGCAACGAAUACAUCAAGUGGUGCUCCAAAGCAAAUGACUUAUACUGAGAGAAUGAGACAAAAAAGAGAAGGCAAAUUACAGUGA
Zygotorulaspora mrakii is the source of this 3039-nucleotide messenger RNA. RefSeq names its product translation initiation factor eIF3 core subunit a (gene RPG1). Gene Ontology annotation, cellular component: multi-eIF complex; eukaryotic translation initiation factor 3 complex, eIF3m; eukaryotic translation initiation factor 3 complex, eIF3e. The record is from RefSeq and is a predicted model, not a curated record. Gene Ontology annotation, molecular function: translation initiation factor activity; mRNA binding. Lineage: Eukaryota; Fungi; Ascomycota; Saccharomycetes; Saccharomycetales; Saccharomycetaceae. The coding region runs from base 1 to 3039 and encodes 1012 amino acids. The transcript has a single exon. Gene Ontology annotation, biological process: translation reinitiation; formation of cytoplasmic translation initiation complex.